This is a messenger RNA of Cladocopium goreaui, 576 nucleotides long. NCBI's taxonomy places the organism in Eukaryota, Dinophyceae, Suessiales, Symbiodiniaceae. The record is from the annotation of a GenBank genome assembly.
AUGGUGGUUGCCGAGCUUCUUCGUUGGAGAGCCCCAGCAUCUCUCAUGCUGCUGUUGGUGGCGCUUUCGCAGAACCCUGUCCUUGUCGCACCUCCAGCCCUCGUGCCCAAUGACUUUGUGGAGAUUUUUUCUGGGGAUGCUGCGGUGACUUUGGCAUGCUGGGACCGUGGUAUGGUUGGAAGCUGCCAUGACAUUGCUUACACGUCCCUGAUGGAUUUGACCACCACCCAUGGGUUCCUGCUGGUGUGCCGAGAAGUUUGGAACACAAAACCUGGUGGCAUGUGUCUCAUUGGGAUUUGCUGCAACUCCUUUACCAGGAUGUCGAGUCACACAGCCGGCCGGGACUGCUUUAACUCCUUCCUGGGGAACCAGGGCUACUCCUUCGUGGCGACAGGGAACUUGCUGUGCUCGCGAGUGGAACUGAUACUUUGGAUUUGCCUUGCUCGCUCCAUUCGAUUUGUGGUUGAGCAGCCUGAAGGAAGCUCACUUCCAAAUCACCCCAGAAUGCAAGAGAUCUUCGCAUGUGCUGUUGUUACCUGGCCGUCUUUUAUUUUGAAACAAAUUUUGACACCUUAA